Molecule: messenger RNA, 949 nt
Organism: Moneuplotes crassus
Lineage: Eukaryota; Ciliophora; Spirotrichea; Euplotida; Euplotidae
Source: the annotation of a GenBank genome assembly
AUGUCUGAAGAAGGAUAUAUUCGAAAAGCAACUCAUGCUGGAAGUUGGUACACUGAUGAAGCAGAAGAAUUGGAUCAAGAAAUGGAACAGUAUUUAGAAGAUGCUAAAUUUACCUUACCUAGUGAGGAUUCGAAGAUUCGUGCAAUAAUUGGCCCUCAUGCAGGAUUUAGAUGGUCUGGACCUACUGCUGCAUGGGCAUAUACACUCAUUAAAAACUCUUCCCAUAUCUCAUCCACUUUAAAUAAUCCAACUCAUGCUUUUAAGCGAAUCUUCUUGUUGGGUCCUGCUCACAAAACCAGAGUUGAUGGUGCUGCUCUAUCAAGAGCAACUGCUCUUGAGACUCCUCUCGGAGACCUUGAUGUUGAUCAAGAAAUCACUGAAACCCUAGCUUCUAAAGAGCCGUUUGUGUACUACAGCAAAGAAGCUGACGAAAAGGAGCAUUCACUUGAAAUGCAUAUGCCCUUUAUAAAAUAAAAUGUUUGAAGAGGACAUUAAGGUAGUUCCCAUUAUAGUCGGAUCAGUUUCCUUUGACAAGCACCAACAAAUUGCAGAAGCACUGGUAGACUAUUUCAAAGAUGAAGAUAACUUUUUCAUUAUUUCGUCUGACUUCUGUCAUUGGGGACUCAAGUUCAGGUAUAUGCCCUUUGACGAAGAAGAAUGUAACAACUCGGGACUUCAAGACCCUAAUAUAAAUGAUUACAUUGAGAUACUUGACAGGAAAGCUAUCAAAAUUAUCGAACAGCAAAGUGGAGAGGAGUUCCAAGAGUAUCUCAAAGAAACUAAGAAUACUAUUUGAGGAAGGAACCCCAUAACUGUUCUGUUAGAGAUUAUAAAAGCUUCAGGACUGAGCACUGAGACCAAGAACGUAAAGUAUGCUCAGUCAGGGAAGAUAGAGGGUAAAUUUUCUUCUUCCGUAUCUUAUGCGAGCUUUUAUACAAUAUUAACAUAA